Alternaria rosae is the source of this 1148-nucleotide messenger RNA. RefSeq names its product sorbose reductase SOU1. Gene Ontology annotation, molecular function: oxidoreductase activity, acting on NAD(P)H, oxygen as acceptor. The transcript has 2 exons. Lineage: Eukaryota; Fungi; Ascomycota; Dothideomycetes; Pleosporales; Pleosporaceae. The record is from RefSeq and is a predicted model, not a curated record. Bases 1 to 798 code for a protein of 265 amino acids. Gene Ontology annotation, cellular component: intracellular anatomical structure.
AUGAUCAACGUUCCCCAGGCAACCGAGCUCAAGGACCUUUUCAGCCUCAAGGGCAAGGUCGUCAUCGUCACCGGUGCCUCCGGCCCUACCGGUAUUGGCACAGAGGCUGCCCGAGGAUGCGCUGAGUUCGGCGCCGACCUCGCCAUCACCUACAACUCUCGCGCUGAGGGCGCCGAGAAGAACGCAAAGGAGAUGAGCGAGAAGUACGGCGUCAAGGUCAAGGCCUACAAGUGCCAGGUCAACGACUACUCCGCCUGCGAGAAGCUCGUCAACGACGUCAUCAAGGACUUCGGCAAGGUCGAUGUCUUCAUCGCCAACGCCGGAAAGACUGCCGACAACGGUAUCCUCGACGCUACCGUUGAGCAGUGGAAGGAGGUCAUCGAGACCGACUUGACUGGUACCUUCAACUGCGCCCGUGCCGUCGGUCUCCACUUCCGUGAGCGCAAGACCGGCUCCCUCGUCAUCACCUCCUCCAUGUCCGGCCACAUUGCCAACUUCCCCCAGGAGCAGGCCUCCUACAACGUCGCCAAGGCUGGCUGCAUUCACCUCGCCAAGUCUCUUGCCAACGAGUGGAGGGACUUUGCCCGUGUCAACUCCAUCUCCCCCGGAUACAUUGACACUGGUCUCUCCGACUUCGUUCCCCAGGACAUCCAGAAGCUGUGGCACUCCAUGAUCCCCAUGGGCCGUGACGCCAAGGCCACCGAGCUCAAGGGUGCCUACGUCUACUUCGCCUCUGACGCCUCAUCCUACUGCACUGGUUCCGAUCUCCUCAUCGACGGUGGUUACUGCGUCAGGUAAACGUAUCGUCUCGACGACUUGAUACGAGUGGAGGAAUAUAAUAAUGAACGACAUUAUGCCGGAAGACUUGAGUCCGUGUAAAUAGCAUCGAGACAGUAAUAAAGCUUCGCAGGUUUCACUUCAAAGCCAUUCUCACAUGUUGUCGUGACUUCGUCCCCUUUUUCAUACCUUGUCGCCCGAAGGUUCUGUUUCUGGUCACCAAGAAGAUCUCUGAACCUUGCAUGGUGCAUUCCACCCGUAUGGACUCGCGAGAAGACUUCAGGCUCGAGCGCGAAGCCCAGCAGACAUUGGUAGGGCGGACGCGUUGGGGACGCGCGAAUCGGCUACGCACCCCCGCAGUUUAGCACGCG